GCAGGAGGGGGACUUCCCCCCCUCCUCAUCCCCGCGCGCGCGUUUCCUCAGGGCCCACGGCUUCCCCCUUGGCGCCCGGCGCAGAUCCCGGGCGGGGCUGGGCGGGGCGCGGGGCGUGGCCUGCGCACGGGCUGAUCGGCCCCUGGGAGGAGGCGGGGCAGCCGGAGUCAGUUGGCGGCCGGAGGCGGCGGCUGGUCGGUGCGGCGGCCUCGCCAUGGUUUUCCUUAAACUCCGCGAGCAGUGAUUCUGAUGACUAGUGGGCUACUGGCUUUCGAUAGAGACCUCACAUGCUUCGAUGAACUGUUAUGCAUAUAUCCGACCUGGAGAAAACCUUCUGCCAGUUGUCAUCAUGGGGUCCCCUGGUUCACACUGGUGUUGCCACCAUUGGUUCAAGCUAUAUUUAAUGGGGACCCUGAUGAAGUUCGAGCAUUAAUAUUUAAGAAAGAAGAUGUUAACUUUCAGGAUAAUGAAAAGAGGACCCCUUUACAUGCUGCUGCCUAUCUGGGAGAUGCAGAAAUUAUUGAACUACUUAUUUUAUCUGGAGCUAGAGUUAAUGCCAAAGACAGCAAGUGGUUGACUCCCUUACACAGAGCUGUUGCAUCAUGUAGUGAGGAUGCUGUUCAGGUGUUGUUAAAGCAUUCAGCAGAUGUCAAUGCCCGUGACAAAAACUGGCAGACACCCCUACAUAUAGCAGCUGCAAAUAAAGCUGUUAAAUGUGCUGAAGCUUUGGUGCCUCUUCUAAGUAAUGUAAAUGUGUCAGAUCGAGCAGGUAGAACAGCAUUACAUCAUGCAGCCUUCAGUGGACAUGUUGAGAUGGUGAGUUUGUUAUUGUCUAGAGGUGCCAAUAUUAAUGCAUUUGACAAGAAAGACAGACGAGCUAUACAUUGGGGAGCAUAUAUGGGUCACAUUGAAGUUGUGAAAUUACUUGUGACCCAUGGAGCUGAGGUGUCAUGCAAAGACAAGAAAUCAUAUACACCCCUACAUGCUGCAGCAUCUAGUGGAAUGAUCAGCGUAGUCAAAUAUCUUCUAGAUCUUGGAGUUGAUAUGAAUGAACCAAAUGCCUACGGAAAUACACCUCUUCACGUAGCUUGCUACAAUGGACAAGAUGUUGUAGUAAAUGAACUUAUAGACUGUGGUGCUAAUGUAAAUCAGAUGAAUGAGAAAGGUUUUACACCUUUGCACUUUGCUGCUGCAUCAACACAUGGAGCAUUGUGUUUAGAACUUUUGGUCUGUAAUGGAGCAGAUGUAAAUAUGAAGAGUAAAGAUGGGAAAACACCAUUGCAUAUGACAGCAAUCCAUGGUAGAUUUUCAAGAUCACAAACCAUCAUCCAGAAUGGAGCUGAAAUAGACUGUGAAGAUAGGAAUGGAAAUACUCCUUUGCACAUUGCAGCUAGAUAUGGUCAUGAGCUACUAAUCAACACUCUAAUUACAAGUGGUGCUGACACUGCAAAGAGAGGUGUACAUGGGAUGUUUCCUCUCCAUUUGGCAGCAUUAAGUGGAUUUUCAGACUGUUGCAGAAAGCUCCUUUCAUCAGGCUUUGACAUAGACACCCCAGAUGAUUUUGGCAGGACCUGCCUUCAUGCAGCUGCAGCUGGAGGGAAUUUGGAGUGCCUAAACCUUCUGCUCAACACUGGUGCAGACUUCAACAAAAAGGACAAAUUUGGGAGAACUCCACUUCAUUAUGCUGCUGCCAAUUGUAAUUACCAGUGCCUGUUUGCCCUUGUGGGAUCUGGAGCUAGUGUGAAUGACCUUGAUGAGAGGGGUUGUACACCAUUGCACUAUGCAGCUGCAUCAGACACAGAUGGCAAGUGCCUGGAAUACUUACUAAGAAAUGAUGCAAAUCCAGGGAUCCGAGACAAACAAGGAUACAAUGCAGUUCAUUAUUCUGCUGCUUAUGGUCAUCGCUUGUGUCUUGAACUGAUUGCAAGUGAAACUCCUCUAGAUGUUCUAAUGGAAACAUCAGGUACUGACAUGCUGAAUGAUUCCGACAACAGAGCACCAAUUAGUCCAUUGCACUUAGCUGCCUACCAUGGUCACCAUCAAGCUCUGGAAGUACUAGUGCAGUCUUUGUUGGACCUUGAUGUGAGGAACAAUAAUGGAAGGACACCAUUGGAUCUUGCAGCUUUUAAGGGACAUGUGGAGUGUGUGGAUGUACUUAUUAAUCAGGGAGCAUCAAUCUUAGUGAAAGACUAUGUUGUAAAGAGAACUCCAAUACAUGCUGCAGCUACAAAUGGUCAUUCAGAAUGCUUGCGAUUGUUGAUAGGCAAUGCAGAACCACAAAAUGCAGUGGACAUUCAAGAUGGAAGUGGACAGACUCCUCUGAUGCUGUCUGUUCUCAAUGGGCACACAGACUGCGUUUAUUCAUUGCUUAACAAAGGAGCAAACGUAGAUGCCAAAGAUAAAUGGGGAAGAACUGCAUUACAUAGAGGGGCAGUUACAGGGCAUGAGGAGUGUGUGGAAGCAUUGCUUCAACAUGGUGCUAAGUCCUUGCUACGAGACUGCCGAGGGCGAACACCUAUACACUUAUCAGCUGCGUGUGGACAUAUUGGUGUUCUAGGAGCUCUCUUGCAGUCAGCAACAUCUGUGGAUGCGGUACCGGCCAUAGCAGACAAUCAUGGAUAUACAUCACUGCACUGGGCCAGUUAUAAUGGUCAUGACAGCUGUGUAGAGCUUCUUUUGGAACAGGAAGUUUUCCAGAAAAUGGAAGGAAAUUCUUUCAGCCCAUUGCAUUGUGCUGUCAUAAAUGACAAUGAAGGUGCUGCUGAAAUGUUAAUCGAUACAUUGGGUGCUGGCAUUGUAAAUACAACAGAUGCAAAAGGAAGAACCCCCCUUCAUGCAGCAGCUUUUACAGAUCAUGUGGAGUGUUUACAGCUUCUACUCAGUCAUAAUGCUCAAGUAAAUGCUGUAGAUUCUUCUGGAAAGACUCCUCUAAUGAUGGCUGCUGAAAAUGGGCAAACUAACACCGUUGAGGUGCUGGUUAGCAGUGCUAAGGCUGAUCUGACCUUGCAAGAUAGCAGUAAAAACACAGCACUCCAUUUGGCUUGCAGCAAGGGUCAUGAAACUAGUGCCUUGUUAAUACUGGAGAAAAUUACGGAUAGAAACCUCAUCAAUGCCACCAAUGCAGCCUUGCAAACACCUCUGCAUGUUGCUGCUCGAAAUGGAUUAACAGUUGUAGUUCAAGAACUUUUAGGCAAGGGAGCAAGUGUACUUGCUGUAGAUGAAAAUGGUUACACACCAGCUUUGGCCUGUGCUCCCAAUAAGGACGUGGCUGAUUGUCUAGCUCUCAUUUUGGCCACGAUGAUGCCUGUUUCAUCAAGCAGCACUUUACCUUCCCUUACAUUCAAUGCCAUUAAUCAUUACACCAGCACCUCAAAAACUGUCACGUUUGACUCCUUGCCAAUCAUGAGGAGUGAACAUAGCUCUUAUUGUAGUUUCAACAACAUUGGCAGGGAAGAUGGCUACCCAUAUACAGAAGAGGAUGAGCUUAAUGACUCAGAUUCUGAGACCUAUUAAGAAGCUUCAUCUGGAGGUCUGAAGAGUGAGCCCAGUCAUCUGAAGGUCAGAAUUGUGCUUUUGG
This is a messenger RNA of Chrysemys picta bellii (western painted turtle), 3577 nucleotides long. It is a transcript of the gene ANKRD28, whose product is annotated as ankyrin repeat domain 28. The record is from RefSeq and is a predicted model, not a curated record. Gene Ontology annotation, molecular function: protein binding. NCBI's taxonomy places the organism in Eukaryota, Metazoa, Chordata, Testudines, Emydidae.